AGGGCAUCACUGGCUCCCCUGGGCUGAGCAAGGCAGGGGCCGCCCCAGCAGGGCACCCCCCCGGCUACCUGGGGCGCGGGGCCCGGCGGGGUGCCCGGAGCUCACCUUCCCCGCGGGGCCGUGCCGCCCCUUGAACCCCCGCCCCUGCCGAGCCCCCUCCCCGGCUAUAAAGCGCGGUGGGCCGUCCGGGCCCGCUCCUCGCCGCUGCCAUGGCCGCGCUGCGCUUCGGAGAGCCCCCGGCGGAGCCGCCCGCCUUCCCCGCGGGCAGGUGGGCGGGAGGCGGCGGGCCCGGCGCGGCCUCGCCCGCCCUCAGGGCGCUUCCCCCGGCGGAGCCGUCCGAGGGGGCGCCGGCGGCCUCGCAGCGUCGGAAGCGGACCAGCUUCACGGCGGCGCAGCUGGAGACGCUGGAGCUGGUUUUCCAGGACACCAUGUACCCCGACAUCUACCUGCGGGAGAAGCUGGCCGACGCCACGCAGAUCCCCGAGUCCCGCAUCCAGGUCUGGUUCCAGAACCGCCGCGCCAAGUCCCGCCGCCAGCGGGGUCCGCCCCGCCCCGGCCCCGCCGCGCCGCCGCCGGGCUGCCCGCGGCCGCCCCGCUUCGCCGCCCUGCGCGGCCCGGAGCGGCCCCGCUGCGCCCUGUCCGGGGUGGCCCGCACGGAGGACGGCUCGGUACCCUACGCGUGGCCGCCGGCCGCCAGCUUCCCCCCCGGCCCCGCCUUCGAGGGCUUCCCGCCCGGCCAGUCCGGCGGGGCAGAGCCCGGCCCGUUCGCGGGGAGCGCCGCCGGCCCCUUCCCGCCGGCCCGCGCCUUCUGCGGGCAGUACUCGCCCGUGUCGGACGCCGAGGACACCAGCGGCUACUCGGAGUCGGGCUCGGAGUGGGAGGAGAACGCGCUCGGCGCCUUCCGCGCCCUCUGAGCGCCCGGGCGGGGAGCAGUCACACACCGCGCUACCUCACCACUGCUGCUCUGCCACUGUUGCACUUUAUCCGGUAGUAACUGAUUCUACCUAUUUAUUUAAGAAAGAUACGGGUCGGCUCCAUCAGCUGAGGGCAUCUUUUUACACUGUAUUUAAAGUUUUCUUGUAUCAUGUUUAGUAUAUCUAUUUAACCUUCUUUAGCCAAAAAGCUAACCCAUAUCCACUGUGUUCUGGGGGUGGGGGCUGGUCUUAAAAAAGAGUGAUGGUCUGUUGGGGUUUUUUGACCAAGGAAAAUAAAAUAAAGCUUUACAUUUUUCA
Molecule: messenger RNA, 1232 nt
Organism: Taeniopygia guttata (zebra finch)
Lineage: Eukaryota; Metazoa; Chordata; Aves; Passeriformes; Estrildidae
Gene: MIXL1
Product: Mix paired-like homeobox
Biological process (GO): hematopoietic progenitor cell differentiation; endoderm development; endoderm formation
Molecular function (GO): RNA polymerase II cis-regulatory region sequence-specific DNA binding; DNA-binding transcription activator activity, RNA polymerase II-specific
Source: RefSeq, a predicted model, not a curated record